Molecule: messenger RNA, 2069 nt
Organism: Melanaphis sacchari
Lineage: Eukaryota; Metazoa; Arthropoda; Insecta; Hemiptera; Aphididae
Gene: Amnionless
Product: protein amnionless
Exons: 9
Coding region: 196-1635 (479 amino acids)
Biological process (GO): receptor-mediated endocytosis; intracellular protein localization
Cellular component (GO): endocytic vesicle; apical plasma membrane
Source: RefSeq, a predicted model, not a curated record
UCGUUUGAGCAAGACAAGUCUGAUUCAAUAACAUUCGAGUCGCGCCCGCGUCCAAAUAUAACAACGAUAGUUGAUAGAGUAUAAUAUUUUAAUAAAUUAAUAUGUCGACGUGGUAGUUAUAUAUUUGUUGCAGUCUCUGUUGCUGUUUCAGUCCCUAAUUCUGUUGCUGUCGUUACGAUCGUAACCUACAAAAAGAUGCCGCCGACAGCAAUCGUCGUAGUGGCAGCUUUCCUAUCGUUUUCAGAUGGCACCGUGUAUGGCGGCGUGGCCAAGCGGUGGACGCCCGACGUGGAUUUCGAGGCGGCGCACAACUGGGACGCGGAACACGUCCCGUCGUCCGUGGACGUGGCCGUGUUCCAGGAGGACACUUCGGUCCCGGUGGUGGUGCCGGCCGUCGGUGUCGACGUGUGCGAGGUCGUGUUGCCCGUCAAUGGUCAGCUGAUCUUGGAGCCCAACGCCCACGUCGUCAUCUCCGCGUCGUCCCAAGCGAUGGGCGGUUGCACGGGACAGACUGUGAUGUUUAAACGAAACACCCCGAUGGAAUGGGUGGAUCCGGAUAACUGGUCAAAUGAAAAUAUUAACAUAGCAACGCCACAUGUGGAACGGAUACCGUGCGUGCACGACACCGUCGUGUUCAACCCUGGUCAUUCGUUUUCGGUCAUCGUGCCUGACGUCCCGAUUACCAUUGGAUCAAUGAAGUUCGGGAACCAAACUUUUGGUCAAAGUGAAUUGAACGAAUUUCUUUUGUCGGACGUUGGUGAUCAAGAACUGAAGAGUUCUUCCGUUGAUAACGAUGUGUCCAUAACAUUAACUUCGACGCUCUGCGAAGAUAAUACAGGAUGUGAAUGCGGUACUCAACAACUUUUUGACCAAGUAUGCAAAGUGGCUUCAAAACGCUGUGAUAGUAAAUUAGGUUGCAUAAGUCCAGUGAAACCGAUUGGUCAUUGUUGUUGGACUUGUGGAGCUUAUUUCCUAAUUAAUUACAACCCAAACAAAUUUAUUGGUGAAAAAUUCAGCGAAGAAUUUAAAAAAGACAUAGAAAAAUUAAACUCAACAUUUGAAAAAUAUCAACUUUUUUAUUACAUGAGUAAACUGUUAAACGGAAAAAUCCAAGUCGUAUUGGCGAGUAGUAUAAAAUACGUAGACGAAAUAAACGAAAUAGCUAAAAACAUACACUCGUUGUUAAUUUCUUAUCAGGGCGUGACAGAUGUGAAAAUGUUCAACUCAGGGCUGUCGUAUGACGCUGACGGGAUGACAUACGGUCAAAUAGCCCUAACCACAUGCAUUAUCAUCUUUACCUGCUUGUUGGCAAUUAUGUUUUACUACAACAAAGACUGGAAAUCGCUUUUGUCGGGUUCCAGAUCUAGUACUGGCCCCGUGUUCGUAAAAUUUAAAAACGACACCAACGAUGCAGUGGAACUAAUCGACGAAGACGUUCGAUUGCAACGUAAAACUUCGUUUGACAACCCCACUUACGGAGCUGUGGAAAGUAUGAGAAAAGCACAGGCUUUCAGAAAAAUCCAUUCAUAUUCGGAUCUAUCUAUGUCAACGACACAGAAUGAAGCUAUGGAUGUCGAACUGAAAGAAACUUGUGGACAAAAAGACGUGAUACCCCGAGGGAUUCAGCAUAAGUAAUCUAGUAUACGAAUAGAAAAACGAUAAAUUACAACGGGAACGUAACAACAGCAACAACCCAAUACGGUAUAUUUAGCUAAGUUGAUACUGUGCACAUACGAUAAUAACUUUGACGAUUAAGUCAUGUAAAAUCAGUAAUUUAUAUUUUAUUAUUACGUACGAAAACUUUACAAAAUAAUAUGAAAAACAUGAUGAAGUUUGAUAAAUUUGAUACAGCACCAACGCUCCGUGUUAAAAUGAAUGAUAAACGGAAACACUUAAAUAAAUAGGAAAUUUAAGUUACAAGCAAACGCUCCAAUGCAGCGAUGUUUGUAGCUUCAUCUAAAUCCUAAAUUAUAAGUAGUUUUAUUGAUAAUCGCUUAAUAUAGUUCAUUAUUUACUUACGUAUAUCUGUAUAUAAUGAAUACACAGUUUUAAUUCAAAAUAAGCAAAUA